Aureobasidium musti is the source of this 285-nucleotide messenger RNA. The record is from the annotation of a GenBank genome assembly. Lineage: Eukaryota; Fungi; Ascomycota; Dothideomycetes; Dothideales; Saccotheciaceae.
AUGACCGGUCUUGCUGAAAUGCGUCAGCAAAUCCUCGACAACUUCUAUUUCCAUGCGAUCCUCGAGACUGAUCCCUACAUCAUCAUCUCCAAGGACUCUGCUGGUUGCUACCAGGCCUGGGUCAUCGACAAAUCUGCAAAUCAAGUAGACAGCUUAUCAGGAGAGGUGGCUGCUACAUCAGAGGACGCUCUCCAAAAGCUCUUUGACAAGAGCUGCGAGCAAGUCCAGGAGGCUCUUGAUGAGGCUAGUCUCCAGGCUCGAUCAAUCUCAGAUGCGAGUACCUGA